Molecule: messenger RNA, 6298 nt
Organism: Dunckerocampus dactyliophorus (ringed pipefish)
Lineage: Eukaryota; Metazoa; Chordata; Actinopteri; Syngnathiformes; Syngnathidae
Gene: rhot1b
Product: ras homolog family member T1
Exons: 20
Coding region: 369-2348 (659 amino acids)
Biological process (GO): mitochondrion organization; small GTPase-mediated signal transduction; mitochondrion transport along microtubule
Cellular component (GO): mitochondrial outer membrane
Molecular function (GO): GTP binding; GTPase activity; calcium ion binding
Source: RefSeq, a predicted model, not a curated record
UCACUCCUCAAGGUCAGCUGAUUGUUUAAGGGGCGUGGCCAAAAGGCCUCGCUCUAACGCCGUCUGAUGCUGUCAAGAGUCGAUUAGCAAGAUGAGCACACACACAUAAGGCUCUACGUCACCUUGUGGCUCACUGUCAGGCGGAACAUAAAACGCGUUUAUAUUAUAUAAUAUUUCUCUACCUUUUAACUCAUGAAUACCGGCUGUUAUGUGUCGGUGUUGUGGACAUAGAACGUAGUAGCUAGCUAAAUUGCGAGCUAACCGGGCCGGGUAUCGCUGGCUGUGUGUGUGUGCAUCCUCCAUGCACACAGGAGCAUACAUGUGUCACAAGCACGGUCGUGGUGUGGGUGAUCCAGACUCCGGCGACGAUGCGCAAGGACGUGAGGAUCUUACUUGUUGGAGAGCCCAAAGUGGGAAAGACGUCUCUGAUCAUGUCUCUGGUCAGCGAGGAGUUCCCAACUGUGGUGCCGUACCGAGCUGAGGAGAUCACCAUACCUGCAGAUGUCACUCCAGAGAGAGUCCCCACACACAUCGUGGACUAUUCAGAAGUGGAGCAGACAGACGAGCAGUUGUUUCAGGAGAUCUCCAAGGCAAAUGUGAUAUGCAUUGUGUACUCCGUCAACAACAAGACAUCCAUAGAGAAGGUCACCAGCUACUGGAUCCCCCUCAUUACUGACAACACUGACAAGGACAGCAGGGUUCCUCUCAUCCUGGUGGGAAACAAAUCGGACCUGGUGGAGCACAGCAGCAUGGAGACCAUCCUGCCCAUUAUGAACCAGUACAGUGAGAUUGAGACCUGUGUCGAGUGCUCAGCAAAGAAUCUGAAGAACAUCUCAGAACUGUUUUACUAUGCCCAAAAGGCAGUUCUCCACCCCACAGGUCCCCUCUACUGUCCUGAGAAUAAAGAUAUGAAGCCACUUUGUGUAAAAGCGCUCACUCGAAUCUUCAAAGUGUCCGAUUUGGACAACGACGGGAUUCUCAACGAUAAUGAGCUCAACCUCUUCCAGAGAACAUGCUUCAACAUGCCACUGGAGCCGCAAGCAUUGGAGGACGUCAAAAACGUUGUGAGGAAGAAUAUGACUGAUGGUGUAUGUCACAACGGCCUCACUCUGAAAGGCUUCCUGUUCCUUCAUACCCUGUUCAUCCAGCGAGGUCGCCACGAAACCACGUGGACGGUACUGAGGAGGUUCGGAUAUGAUGACGACCUGGAGCUCAAUCAAGAUUACCUCUUCCCUCCGCUGAAAAUUCCUCCUGACUGCACCACAGAGCUCAACCACACUGCCUACCUCUUUCUCCAGAGUGUUUUUGACAAGCAUGACAAGGACCGUGACUGCGCCUUGUCACCUGAGGAGCUGAGCGACUUGUUUGACGUUUUUCCCUACAUGCCCUGGGGUCCUGACGUCAACAACACCGUCUGCACCAAUGACCAGGGCUGGAUCACGUACCAGGGAUAUCUCUCACAGUGGACGUUAACAACUUAUCUGGACGUCCAGCGUUGCCUGGAGUAUUUGGCCUACCUUGGCUAUUCAAUCAUUGCUGAACAAGAGUCCCAAGCAGCAGCCAUUACAGUGACCAGAGAUAAGAAGAUUGACUUGCAGAAGAAGCAGACUCAACGCGGCGUCUUCCGAUGCAACGUCUUUGGAGAUGUUGGCAGCGGCAAGAGCGGCUUCCUCCAAGCUUUCCUGGGGAGAAACCUGAUGCAAAACAAGAUCAGAGAGGAACACAGAUCUUACUACGCCAUCAGCACAACUUAUGUUUACGGUCAGGAGAAAUACCUUCUACUGCAUGAAGUGUUCCCUGACUUUGACUACCUGUCUGACGGCGACCUGGCCUGUGACAUCGUCUGCUUGGUGUAUGACGUCAGCAACCCUUACUCCUUCGAUUACUGCGCCAAAGUCUUCAAGCAGUACUUCAUGGACUGCAAGAUCCCGUGCAUGAUGAUAGCGGCCAAGUCAGAUCUACCCGAGACCAAACAGUUCUACACAUGCAGUCCUUUGGAGUUCUGUCGGAGGCACAAAAUGCCGCCUCCGCAGUCGUUCACCUGUAACACUGCAGGGGCGCCCAGCAAAGACAUUUACACCAAACUCACCACCAUGGCUGUGUACCCCCACGCACGACUGCGCUGCAUGUGCACAUGUAACCGGUGCACCUUCUGCUUGUGUCAGAACUUCCUCAACUCUGAGCUGCUGCAGACGGUCAGAGCCAAACUCCAUGCUGUUGUUCUGCACAGACACAUGAGCCAGGCAGACCUGAAGAGCUCUACCUUCUGGCUGAGGGCGAGCAUCGGUGCCACAGUGUUUGCCGUCCUGGGCUUUGCCAUGUACAGAGUUCUGCUCAAAGCACGGUGAUCACUCUUAUUACCACCCGAAGCAUACUAUGGAGAUUUUGGACAAUUGUUUGCGUUCAUGUCCAUCAAACACUUUUGAGAUGAGCUCGAACAGAGACGGCGACCUCACACUCAAACCAACAUCUUGUAGAAAGUCUUUCCAGAAGAGUAGAAGCUGUUGAAGCUGCAAAUAAGGGGCAGCAACUCCAUCUUGUCCUAAAACGUUUGUCCAUAUAGUGUAAUCUGUAACCCUUACCAACUUUUCACUCCAAAUUAUACACUGUUCUUCAGUGUGACAAGUUGCAAUAUUCAUUCAUUUUCUAUUUCAAAGAGUAAUUUUGCUUUAAUGUGCUUGGCUGCAAAAAAAAAAGGAUAAUAUGUUUAUGCUGGAAGAUAGUGGAAGCUGCUGAUAAAUUAGAGUGAAUGGUACAUAAAUGGCUAUUUUUUUGGUUGCAAUUGUCAAGAUCUGUGAGAGAAGCAAUAUUUAGGUUAGCUAUAGUGUACAUACUGUAAAUAACAUAGUGCGUGUGUUUGACAGUACGAGUUUUGCCUUCCACGGCCAAAUGUGCGGCUGCACAUUGUUUGAACAUGUGGGCAGGUUAGGAUGCAUUGCAUUCAGCAACACUCGUUUGCAUGUUUCAUCAUCUUUGGCCACAUUCUCGUCAAUGUUUGUCACCAUUACUACAUGCUCAUGUCAUGUCAAAAACGUCUUAGACGGGUGUCCAAACAUUUUCCAACAAUGGGUGUAUGCGGAUUAAUUGAUGGAUGGGUGGGGGCAGUUUUCGACAUUAAAGAUUCUAAAAGCAAUGUAAUGCUGAACUAUCUGAACAAAACAUCCACAUCUUAGAAUCGAGUUAUAGGUAUCAGGGCAAAUUAUUAUUACAAUAUACAGAAUUAGAAUUACAACAUACCGAAGGCCAGAAGUAGCACUUUGGACACCCCUGUCUGAGACACUCCAUUGAAAUCCCAGCUUCUAGUUAUGUAUAAUGCAAAAGAUGCAAUCAAUGUGCAACCACUUGCAAGAAGGUGUAUUUGGAUGGAUUGGAUUAUUUUGGGGGGUGGGGGGGGCGCAGAUUGACAAUAAAUAUGCAUGCCAUCUGGUUUGAUAACAUAUUCUUGUCUAUUUUAAUUGUGUCUCAAGUCGAUAUUUCAUAGGUGCCUUGUUCUCCUGCUCAAAGAACGACCUAUUGACGGAAAUACGAGCCGCUAGAAGUCCUAUAUUUGGGGUCUGAAGGUUCAUACAUGCAAACCAACAGGUGGCGCCAAAGUACUUCUCCCCAAGAGACUCUUGUUUUAUUAUAAUGAGCCUGUUGUUGCUUCAGUGAGAUUAAGAACACAAUUAUCAUCAUAUGCGUCAUAGCGUGGAUGAGUGCCAGAGUGGUUCAUUCCAACAGAGGGGGCAUCAUUGCAGAAAUACGAAAAAAUCUACAGUCCCUCCCCAUGUUACUCAUAAUUCACUAGCUCUCUCAAUUAACCUGCUGUUUUUACAGUAUGUAAAGGUAUUUUAGUGUCUCUUAAGUACUGUGCCAUUGUUUUCAUUGUUGAAUUUUAACCCUUUUCAGCACAGGCAUUCAAAGUCGGGGGGGGGGGGCAGCAUGAGUGGCCGACAGCUCAUUCUUUUUUGGCCCGCAGCAUAUUCUAAACACAAAAUUAGACACGGCCUCACAUCAAAACAAUUACAAACUAUUUGCUUCGUUUCCUAUAACCAGAGCCAGCCCCACCCAAAGCGGCGCCUGAGGCAAGAUUUUAUAUUACAUUCAUUUACAUGGUUAUAUGUAUGUAUGCAAAACUAUGUACAAAAAUGAUGGGGUCAGGGAAACUUAUUUGUUAUCCUUUGUAGUACAGUACAGUUGUUCCAGUUGUCACUGGUUCCAGAACUGACCACGAUAAAACAAUUUCAACGAUAUAGGAUUCAAUGUUAGUAAAUGCAAUAUUUUUGUAGUCAGAGCAUUGAAAACCUGUUUCUGACUUUCUAAAUACGGUUUUUAACAUAAUUAGAGCCCUGUAGACAUUAAAUAACACCCAUUUCGUCACCUUUACACUCCUAUUAUUCUUUGUUUACAACACAUUGCUCAACACAUGCUGCAGUGACUCGAGACGUCCGCUAUGUAGCGAGCAAACCAGUUAGCCUCAUUUCUUCUAAACUUAAGAAGCCAACAGCUUACCACUUCCACACGGAAUGGGAGGAGUCUUUUUUUCCACUUUAUCAAGUCGGACAUGCCAUGGCUGACUUCAUGCAGUGUUAAGGUAAUGUCAUGUAAGGUAAUGUCUGAAUGUUUUGUGUCGUUAUUGCCACUUAGUGACCAGAAUACAAUAUAAUAGACCAUAGUCUACCAUGAAACAGCAAUCAUAUAUUAAUUCAUUUCUGAAAAACUGCGAUGUAGUGAGGGAGCAAUAAUCGAACCACGAUGUUGCGAGGGAUGACUUGGAAUAUUAAUUGUGCAUUGUUUUACAUUUGAGUCAAUGUGAACAUUUUCACUUUAAGAGUUAAUAGUCAUAAAAGUUUUAAUAGAAUUAUAUUAAAGGGAAUUGUUUUUUUUGUGUGCACCCUCUGGAAGCUACAGUGCCUGUCAUUACCCAAUUCGUCCACAACAGCGCUUCUGUGACAUCACGUGCUGUGGUAGUCAUUGUUUUUUAAAUGUAUGAACAUAAAUGGUCAAUAACCAUACUUCCUGUAUGUAAUACAUUAGGGGGUUCAUUUAAUAGUGACUCUUAUUAAAAUACUUUGUUAGCAUGCGGAUGCAUCUAUCGUCUUUAUUUACCAACACUGUGCUACGUAAUAACUUGCGCAAUAAACGUAGCGCAGACGUAAACGUCAUAUCUGGUCACGUAUAACAUACGCAAAUACAAUAAUAGUUGGAUUUUAUAGUUUUUUUCUAAACGGAGAAAUACCAUCCAUCCAAAUGUCUUGCUAGAAAAUGCUUUUCUCUAUUUUUCAGUCGUGAAAAAAUCUUAAAAUAAUUCAUGGAACCAAGAAAAGAGUGCUUAUAAUUUACCCACUUGCACCAUGGAUGUGAUAUAAGAAAAAAAAAAUCAAUUAUGUUGUAAUUUCUCAAAUCUUAACAACGUUUUUUGGGAGUGGGGGGGUGACUGCUACUGUAAAAUAGAUCAACAGAUGGCAUAGAUUACACAUGCCUAACGUGACUGCUAGAAAAUAGACCAACCGGAUGUAGACGCACUCUGCACAUGCAUAGAGCCAAUUGCGUUUCCGGUACGGAUUGCGCAGUGACAGUGCCCUUAGCAUCUCCCUAUAUUGCCUAAUGGACCAGCCGGCUCUACCCUUGACCUGCGUUGCAUUGAUUUGAGCAUAAUUAAGUAACAAAAGCUGAAAACUAUCAAACAAAGAAGUAGUUCCAGGGACUACAUUCACGCCUAUGGACAAUUUAGAGCAGGGGUGGGCAAACUUUUUCACUGGCGGGCCGCAGUGAGUUAACAAAGUCGGGCUGGGGGCCAGACUAUAUAUUUGAUAGAUGCCCACUAGUUUAAUCUUAUAAUUCUAACAGUCCACCUGGAAUUAUUUGUCUUAUUUUAUCUGUAAACGUGUCAUACAAUCUCUUCUUUGCACAUGUGUCCCUUUUUUCAGGAGCACUUUAAACGUCAGACCACAUCAAAUAAUGAAAUUGAAUUUUCCUUUUUUUUUUUUUUUUUUUUUUUUUACAGAAUAAAACGUCCUGAAUGUACAUGAAUAAAGGAUGUGUGAUAUACAAUAUGAACUAUGAACGAUAAAACAUCGACUAUUAAAGAGUAUGUGAACGUCCCUCUUGUGUUCCCAGACAGUGCAGUGGGUAGGUUCAAAUUGUGUCACACAUUUGUUGACCUGUGUUUGUUUGGCACCAUGGCUGAUGUAGUUGUAAGGAUCACUCCAUGUGAAAAGCUACUUAAACCAUCAAAAGGUUGUCUCUGAGUGACUGCGUAUGACUACUUUCAAGUCAUGUUGCCAGCUUUUAUGUUAAAACAGGGGUGUCAAACUCG